AUGAAUCUUUUAAAUAUGACUCCAAUGAUUGUGGGUAUCAUUUAUAUUAUGGUUAUUUUAGGGGCAAAGGUCAUAUCAUGUAUGGAAAUUGAAGGGGUACAACUUAUAGGUCAUAAGAAGGCAAAUGGAGUUACUUCAUAUUUUAAUAUAAGAUAUGCUAGAGCAAGUCGUUUUCAACCUCCUCAGCUAUUAAAUAUUACUGAAGCUGUUUCUAUAGAUAGUGGAUAUACAACGAAAUUUCCUCAAGUAUAUGAUGUAUCUGAAAAUAGAGGUUCAUCUUGCCCUCAAAAUUGUGCUGAUAUUCAACAGACACUAAACGACACAUUCUUAUGUAAAGGAACUGAAGAACAAACACAAUCAGAAGCUUGUCUAACUUUAAAUAUAUUUACACAGAUGCCACCUUUAGAUAUGUUAAAUCAGGUUUCAAUAAUGGCAAAACAAGUAUCUGCGGCUGCUUCUGUAUCUAGUGCAAGUACACUUUCACAAAAUAGUAGUUUAUCUAGAUCAAUAACCUCACUUUUACAACAAAAUAAUUCAACUUUAAGACCAGUUUAUGUAUUUCUUCAUGGUGGUCUUUAUUUAUUUGGUUCAUCUAAUUCGGAUAUAAAUGUGGGGGACAAACUGGCUGAGUCAGGAGCUGUUAUUGUAACAGUUAAUUAUAGAUUAGGGAUAUUUGGAUGGUUAAAAUAUAAAAAUAUAGCUAGAGGUAAUAUGUCUUUUCUUGAUCAGAGAGUAGCUCUUCAAUGGGUGCAAAAGUAUAUUUCUUAUUUUGGAGGUAAUCCUGAUAAAGUAGUAUUAGCCGGACAUAGUGCAGGAGCAAAGGCUGUCUUGUGCCAUGCUACUAGUCCUGAAAGUACUCCUUAUUUUUCAGGAAUUAUUUUACAUUCUGGGGCUUUAACUCAACAUGAAAUAUCAGUUGAGGAAGCAGAGGCAAUGGGAGAGAUUGCUGAACAGGUUGCUAUAACAAAAUGCCCAGCUACUAUUCUAAGUUGUAAUACAGCUCAAUUAUUAGAAAUUCAAAAAGAAGUUAGAAGUCAACUAAUAAAAAAUGAUGUAUCUAAAUCUUUACAUUCAUGGUCACCUGUUAUAGAUGGAUAUAUAAUUCAAGAAUCUUGUUCUAAAAGAGCUAGGGAAGGAAAAAUACCAGAUGAUAUUUCCGUGGUUUUAAGUACUACUAAUAUGGAAGGAGUUCAGUUUUUUAGAUCAUUUACUUCAUAUCUCCCUUCAUUUUUCAGAAGUUUAGCUACAAGUUCAGUGGCUCUUCGUUACUUGUUAUCAAGAAUAUUUGGUUCUAGAGCAGGAGAUGCACUUAGAAUUUAUACUAAUCAAAGUGUUAGAACACUGAAUUUAGAUGAAGCUAUGUUCUCAAAUAUUACUGAAGAUAAUUCAACAGCUGAAGCUAAGGGAUUUCCUAGUCCAACUAGUUCAUCAAGUUCUGGUUUUAAUUUAUUUGGUAAUUCUAGAGAUGGGAGUUCAAGAGAUGAGAAAGUUACUAACAUUUUAGAAGACCCCGUAACAUUGGCAUAUAGUAGACUACUCGGGGACUUUAUAUACAGUUGUCCAGUUCGCUUAUUAUUGAAAAGAUUAUCACGAAAAAAUAACAAUAUUUAUGCUUAUUUUACAUCUGAAGGAUUUAAAUGGGCAGAAAAUUUGAAAAAGCCUUAUGAUGAUGUUAGUACAUCAUUUUUAUCUGGUAAGUUUGGAUGA
Messenger RNA from Cryptosporidium muris RN66, 1707 nucleotides. Its product is annotated as carboxylesterase family protein. The record is from RefSeq and is a predicted model, not a curated record. NCBI's taxonomy places the organism in Eukaryota, Apicomplexa, Conoidasida, Eucoccidiorida, Cryptosporidiidae. The coding region runs from base 1 to 1707 and encodes 568 amino acids. The transcript has 2 exons.